AUGAUGCCCAUCCCAACUCGCUCGGCCUCGCUGCGCGAGCCCCGUAAACACGUUUCAAACAUCGCACGACCCGCUACGAAACUAUCCCCCAAUACCACUGGCUCGAAGGAACCUGUUCGAUCGAAUAAUGACAACCGCCCAUCUCCCUCGACCGAGGCUGGGAAAGAUCAUGGCCCGACCGCUCGAGGGAGAAUCCCACUCCCCCAGCGCAGCAAUACACAGGAGAACAGCCGAACCACAGGUCAGCUGCGGCUCCAGCCACCCAGCAGCAGAUCAAGCCCGCGAGAUCCUUCACCGACGAGACAAGAAGCAUCGCCUGUCAAGAAGCAAGCUCCGUCAGACUCGAUGGCAGUGAAGCCAGUGGUACCACCUACCCGGCGUCAAAGCAUCAUGCGACCUAGUGCGCUCAAGAUUCCCGCGAUCAAAUCGGUGACCUCCGCAUCUAAGAGCUCAGCGCCUUCGUUUGCGCCGCCCUCGCCCCGCAAACUAACAGGCAAACGGUCACCCGUGCAGCCUGUGCAACCUCCGGCCAGGAGACCCCCAUCACCGAAGAAAACAGAGAUGCUCCCUCCACCGCGCCCUGCACGGUCUGCUUCCCUGAGGCAGCCUGUCAGUACCGGAAAGAUUCCGCCAGUGGUCAAGGGCCAUACGCGGCACCGAAGCCAACUGUCGCAAAGUACCAAACCAGUCGAACCAGCACCAAGCCAACGUUCUCGCACGAUAUCGACCUAUCAACGACCCUCCUCCCCCAAGAAAUUCUCCAAACCCCCGACGCCAACCCCCGGAAGCGCGCCGCAGCCAGAUAAUCUGUUGAUUCCUUCAUCAUGGCCGGAUAUCACAGCAUUGCAGACAGAACUUCUCCAACUCAGCCUGCUCCACUCGAACGUGAUGCAGCAUCAGGCGGAGUGGAAGUCCGAGACCGAAUCACAUCUACAAAACAAAUAUGAAGGCGUUGCUGCUCAGCACCGGUCUUUGUUGGCCGAUGAAACGCAACAACAGUAUCAGCUUAAUGUCCAUGCAUUGGGACUCUGGCUUUCCAAUUGUCGCGAAAAUCGUGGCUCACAUGAUUUCCCAGAACAAAUUCAAAUUCUUUCACAGGUCCUACAGGAGGUUUCGGACAUGAUCACCGAGAAUGGACUUUACUCCCAGAUUGUGAUGACCUUUAGAACGUGGCUCAGACAAGCAGAAAAAAUCCGCCAGAACCGCGGACCUGGCUGCAUCGACGUUGCUUUUGUUGACCCUCUCCCGCGAAGUUGGAAAGAGCCCGUUCAAGCUCUCAGUUCCCAACUCGAACUUUGUUCACGGCAGCUUCAAGCGCUGGAUAUCCUCGGUUUUGGUCAGGUAGAGCGUGUGGAACAGUCUGCCCUGGCGAGAGUGGCGAGGACCCUGGUUGAUCUCAUCCAGUUGAUGAUGCAGGAAAUCCGAGCUCUGCGAACGCUGGAGGUGGAAGUUGUACGCUCUGAAAGAGAUGCUGUUAGUCUGCUUGCGAGUCGACUUGCAGGCUCUUCAAUUGAAUCGAAGGCCCCGAGGGUCGGUGCCUGGAGGUGCUAG
Molecule: messenger RNA, 1551 nt
Organism: Penicillium salamii
Lineage: Eukaryota; Fungi; Ascomycota; Eurotiomycetes; Eurotiales; Aspergillaceae
Source: the annotation of a GenBank genome assembly